Molecule: messenger RNA, 1472 nt
Organism: Contarinia nasturtii (swede midge)
Lineage: Eukaryota; Metazoa; Arthropoda; Insecta; Diptera; Cecidomyiidae
Exons: 3
Coding region: 126-1298 (390 amino acids)
Source: RefSeq, a predicted model, not a curated record
GUAUGAAUUUAGUUCGUCAACUUGAUUUGCAUCGAAUACAUCGUACAACAAGACCAACAAAGCAUUGAUUAUUUGCAUAACCUAUAACUAACCGCUGACAAAACCAUUUGAAUUACAUCGUUAAAAUGGACAAACAGCGUGAUAUCUAUCGAAAACUGAUUGUUGAUUUAUUCAAAGACAACUUUGAAUCAUCGCAAUUCGUUGAAAAAUGUGAUGUGCUGAUGAAAGAAAGUGAUUUUGAAACCAUUCGUGAUGAGGUGGAAGGAGAAUAUUUUGUGAAAAACAGAGGAAUCACUCCGUACAUCAAAGCAAUCAAAUAUUUGCGGGCAAAAAUUGAAGCGUGCACAGCGGCCGCCACACUAUUUUCAGACAUUGAAGAUUACAUAUGCGGCAAAGAAAACAUUGUGAUUACGAAAAUUACAAAAGCUUCCGAAACUCAGGCGGAAAGAGUGAGUAUAACGAAGCGAAAGAAACAACAAUCGAAGGAUGCACAAAGUGAAGCACCCAUAGUACACGCCGAAUGCAAGUCACCUCAUUCUUGCAAAAAAUGUCGCAUCAUGAAAAAAUGUCGCUUGGAUGGAAGUGCUGUUGUAAAGAAACAACAAAAAAGGAAGCGAAAGAAUAGCAAAAAUAUUGUUUCACCGGAUGAAAACAAUACAGAGCCGUGCAAGCCACAAUAUUCUGACAUUUCUGAUUCGGAGACAACGAUCACUACAUCAUCACACAGCACAGAGUCCAACGAUAAAAAUGAUGAGACCAUAUACCAUCAGUUGCCAUAUGAUGACCAUCAAUACACGCGUAUUUGCUUCUAUGGAUCGAGCAUAAAUGAAGACGCGUCAAAAGUUGAAGAGAAGAAGGCUAUCGAAAUCGUAAAUACGGUAGAUGAGGUCAUUGGAACGAUUUCCAAACCAAAUGAUGACGAAGAGUUGAAGCAGCCAAAUAGAAAUCAGGUACCAAAUUUGUUGCCAACAAAUAUCGCGUAUCGAUUCAAACAGAAUAAUGGAUUGCGACAAAUAGCACCAACGCAGUUCACACAAUGUUUCAAAACCGUUGUUUCAAGUGCCACUUCAAGUGCCACAACUGUUCAUCAAGCUCCAACAAUUAUUCGGCCGAUUCCUCGCCUUGCUCCAAGACACAUUCCGCCACUGAUGACACGACCGAAUCCACGUCUAUUUUAUACGCCAAUCAAUUUCAGUGCUCCAGUGCACGUCUUGCAAGGAUCAGUCAUUCAUCAACCAGUCUACUACGUUCAGUUGUACCAACCACCGAACCAUCAAUACUUUACACAUAAUCGCUAGUAAAACCACCAUUUUUAUAACGGAAAGUUUCUUAAGAUUUAGCAUAAACGACGUAUGUUUGGUUUCACGAAUACGUAAAAUUACACCAAAUUAAGAAAAACUUCAUCUUUUUUAGUAUAUAAAUCAGCAUGCCAAAAUGCAUUAUGACUUCCUAUUCGAAGCAAAUAAAAUAGA